CGUUUGUCCCUCUGCGGCCUCCGUACAGCCUGCGCAUACGGAAGCAUCAUUUGAAUGUCCGGCGCGAUUUAAAUUUGUGUGGCAGUUAGUUGGGACAGUGAAAGCAAACGCAGAAUGGCCUCCAAAUUCAUCAAUGAGGGUGCGAUUAAGACCCCUAAAAACGUCCGAGUGAAUAACUUACUGAACGGAGGGACCCCGAUCACCAUCCCGGCCUCACCCUUCAUGAAGAAGCUCGGCUGUGGGACUGGUGUCAACGUUUACCUCAUGAACAGAAUGGGAAAGCUGAACGCGUCUCCCUGGGCUGUGAAGAAGAUCAACAGGAAGUGUGCAUCCAAACAGGUGGCGGUUUAUCAGGAGCGCCUGAACGAGGAGGCGAAGGUCCUGAGGGGAAUCAACCACCCAAACAUUGUUGGGUUUCGUGCCUUCACCAUGGCCAAUGACGGAUCAAAAUGUCUCGCAAUGGAGUACGGAGGAGAGCAGUCACUCAACGACCUGAUCGAGAAGAGAAAGAAGGACGGCCUCAAAGCUUUCCCUGCUGCCAACAUCGAAAAAGUAGCCCUGCAUGUUGCUCGUGGCCUUAAGUAUCUGCACAAUGAGAAGAAGCUUCUGCACGGCGACAUGAAGUCCUGUAACGUCGUCAUCAAGGGCGACUUUGAGACGGUGAAGAUCUGCGAUGUCGGCGUGUCUCUUCAGCUGGACGAGAACAUGAGAGUGUCAGAUCCCGAGGCGGAGUACAUCGGCACCGAGCCCUGGAAACCGAAGGAAGCUCUGGAUGAGGACGGAGAGAUCACGGACAAGGCGGACAUCUUUGCAUACGGGCUGACUCUGUGGGAGAUGAUGUCGCUGGCCAUGCCUCACCUGGAGAUGCUGGAGGAUGAGGGCAACGAAGAACACAAUGAAGAAGAUACGGAGGAAGAUGCAGACGAAUCGGUGGAGGAAAGCUUUGACGAGGACGCGUACUACGAGCGGUUGGGGACGAGGCCAGCGGUGGAUGUCGAGGCUCUGGGAAACUCGUACUUGAGCAUGGUGGAGCUCUUCCAUCACUGCACAGAAGAAAACCCCAAGAGCAGACCCUCAGCUGCACAGAUCGUCCAGGCUUUAGAGAGAAACACCCAAAUUGAUGAAAAAUCCAGCGAGCUGAUCGUCAUCGACUGAAUCUGCAUAUUAGUCAUGUGUUUACGUGGAUCCAGACUGUUAUUCAAAGACUGGGUUAAGAUUGAACUGUCACGGGUCUUAUAUUAGACGUAUCAGACCCCUGCAAAUGUCUCUUAUUUACUUUCCAGAAAAUGUAAAUAUUGUGGAUCUGGCCUAAAUGGUGGAUGAUUUGGGCGUGAAUGAAGCUUAAAAAAGCGACAACAUCUUUAUACUGUCCAUCUUCGACACUUUCAGUAGCAACUAUUUGUGUUGGCUUUGCUAUACAGUAUUUCCUUUUCCAUACUUUGUGUUCCUCUUAAGGUCCUGUGUGUGUUUGUGUGUGCACGUUCGUGUUUUCAAAUUGGUAAUGUUAUGUGUGUUCCUCUUAUGUUUCAUUGGCUAUAGAACUAUUAAAAAAAUACAAUGAAGUUGUUUGUGUUGAGCUGCAGUUCUAUCAGCUUUUAUUUUAGGUGUAUUUGAAUACAUGUACAGCAUUUUUUAUUAUUAUUGGAAAGCAGGUGGUUAUUAUUUGAUGCUAAAACGUUUUGUUGUCUGGUCUUAAGUCAUCGUCACUCUUGAAGUACCUUCGUGUUUUUACAGUAAAUAUGAAGCUAAAGCUGCUAGCUAUCUCAGCAGAAAGACUGGAUGAUACACAAAUGAUACCCACUUUUUUUUAAAGGUCACCUAUUAUGCAAAAUGCCGUUUUUGAUGUCUUUUAUACGUAAUUAUGUUGACUGGAGAGAGACUGUAAAGAAGCCGGGAUAUAUAGAUUAAAAAGCAUCGCUGACACUCAGA
Messenger RNA from Eleginops maclovinus (Patagonian blennie), 1929 nucleotides. It is a transcript of the gene pbk, whose product is annotated as PDZ binding kinase. Gene Ontology annotation, molecular function: protein serine/threonine kinase activity; ATP binding. The record is from RefSeq and is a predicted model, not a curated record. NCBI's taxonomy places the organism in Eukaryota, Metazoa, Chordata, Actinopteri, Perciformes, Eleginopidae. The transcript is spliced from 7 exons. The coding region runs from base 115 to 1155 and encodes 346 amino acids. Gene Ontology annotation, biological process: peptidyl-serine phosphorylation.